AUUCUCUGUCCCCAAGUUGUUGCUCGCCAAGGAGAAUGUAUGUUCCUUACCUUCUAUUAGCAACAGUCUGACAAACCUGAUCAACAUCAGACGGCGUAGUAACAUCAGGGAUAAUGGUCGUUCUACAGGAGUCAAAGUUGCUUUUACUAUUUCACAGCUGUGCCUUUUGGGCAGGCGUGCUAGCAAUAAGGUCGGGGAAAAAAUUUGAUUGUUGAUCCUGUUCCUACCAUUUCCAGGUAACUUUCUCUAUCUCUCUAUGACUAUAUCUGGCCUUAACAUGCUUUUACGUGCUCGGAAAGCAAUAUCAGUAAUAACUCAAGCAUCCCUUUCUUUUUGCCCUUUAAGGGAAUGUAAAAGCUUGGUGCUUCAGUGUGUUGAUAAAAUGUAAAAGUUGGUAUUUACAAGCCUAAAGUUAAGCUGAACCCCAGCACACAGACACAUUAAUAUCUCAGAGGCACUCACACAGGGCAGCAGCAGGUUGAGGUUUCCUGCAGCUGCCAUAGCCCAGGAGCGUGCCUCCGAUUUGAUUUGUUGGACCAACUCGUAGAUGUCUGGGUGCUCCUCAUCAAAGGUGCUAUGAGGAAAGGAACAGAUAUCAAGUCUAGACUUUAGCUUCAGGUUGCCUCAUACACCAUCAUGUCGUUGUAUGGCUUUCUUAUUAAAUUUCUGACGGAACUGGCUUUGUCAGCAAUUUGUAUGGUGAUUGAAGUGUAUUGCACCGCCCUUUGAAUCUAAUGCCCUCAUUUGGACCAUAAUGGGCAACGUACACUUCAUACGUCACAACAGAUGAUCUCAUUAUUAACUAUCCCACCAAACCGCUCCACAGAACUGCCGUUAAUCAUUGGUCAGGGAGGAUGUGUAUUCUCAAAGGACCCGUAUCUAACGCAUUUGCUUGUAGAUCCUUCUUAUGUUCACGCUGAGACAUCCAACUUUAAUCCUUCAUUUUUGGCCUCCACUAACCUGAGGUCGUCACAUGUGAGUAAGAAGUCUUUGCAUUAAGUUUUGAAAUGAGGUUAUCCCUAGUGCUUGACACGAAAGAGGUCAACAUAGAGGAGAGAAAGGCGCAUUCCUAUUCGGUCAUUAAAGCCCACAAAGAAUUCUUGGUAUGCUUUACCUCUUAUUCUCUAUUAGAAUGAAUGGUACGCAUGCUUCCCACUGGAUAUCCAUGCUUUAUGCCUCUCUCUCCUCUGAAAGUUGGAAGGCCCCCCAUCCUUGUAUGCAUCCAGGGUGAUUCAUUGUCAGGCGUUAUAGCUCCUGGUAUCUGGUCUUGGUUUUCUAAAGGAUGUUGUAGCAAAUAAGGGACAGUUUUUUUGGGGCUGAGGGCUGGCUGUGGAAAUAAGCUGCCCCCUAGCCAGCUUAUUCUAGAAGCUCAACCUAAAAUUUUAUUUUAGAAGAUCAAGUUAUCAGAUAAUCAACAAUUUUAUCUCUAGAAUGAAUUUGAUAUUUCAACCAAGUAUCAUUUAGUACCAGAACUAUUGCUGAUUCUGGAAGAAAAAAAUAUUCCUUCCUUAGUCCUUACCUACCUUUUUUACGUGUAUAAUACAAGCUGUGUCAUCAUAAGCUUUUUGUUGCUUUGCAGAAAGGGCCUUUGAUUUUAUAAGUUGUUAAGCAAUUACGUAAAGAAAAGGAGUCUGCUAUGACUUUCCCUUUUUUUACAAACAUCCCUUUUUAUCAGGAUUACAUCUCCCUAACCAAAUACAGAUACCAGUCUGCUGAUGGUGAUUGUUAUUUAAGGGUAUUUCCCCCCAACGGUUCAACUUGAGCCUCUUAAUUCAAUCUGGGAACCAGUAUUUAUGUGUGCAGAUCAGAUGAUAAUACACUGGGGUGUUUUAUAAAGAAUAGGAUGGAAGCAGAUGCUUUAAGCCGCCAGUCUGCAAGUUUAUCGCUUAAGAGGUUGCAGAUCUCCAAAUUGCAUGUUUCUUUUUCAAACGUUAGAGCAUGUCCAGAUGCUGCUUCACUGGAGUUGGAUCCAUCAACAGCCAAGUAUAUUUCAUGGACGAACAUGCACCUGAGAUUCCAGUUGGUUAUAGCAGUUCCGCCACUUCACCAGCCAGCAGCGUCUGGGAGAGUCACCAGAUCCUACACAUGCAUGCACCCUUCCCCUCAUGGAGCCCCCACACCGGCACACUCCUUACCGCCGCUGCCACUGACCCGGCAACCUUCUGCGAGGAUCCCUUGUCACCAGCCCGCACACACCUUCCAAGCGGGCAUCUAUGGAACCUGACUGACCUUAGCAUGGGAGUUCAUGGGAGCAGCAACGAGCUUGGCGGGAGCAGUGGCCAUGGAAAGGACUUCCUUUCCUUGCUCGAAGCGAGGACGGUGAUGCCAGAAAUGCUCGAUGAUUUCUCCUCGGCGGCAUGCGACUACCUCAAAGGGAUGGACGGCAGCGACUACAACAGCAUCUCCGGAUCAGCUUCCUAUGGUUUUGACAGUGGCGGUCCGUACGCUGGCCCCAGUGUUCUGCCCGUCAGGCGUGAUGGGAUUGCGAGCUCUCCACCGGUGUACCUCGGGAACAGUACCUUGGUGCAAGAGAGCAUGAUGGGUUGCAUGCCAAGCCACAACCACGAGGUAAAACUAGAUGGUUCCCAGCAGCAGGAGCUUGGAGCUCCCAUGAAUGCAUUCCUGCACAAAACGCUUCCUACUAGUGUUGCAAUUCAUGGAAGCCCUCUGGGUUAUUCUGGCUCUGGGAGCGAAAGGGCUUUCCCGGAGGGCCGAGUAAUGCAGGUUUCGUUUGAUGCUAGGAUUUCACCAGAUGCAAUCUAUGCUAGUGGUUACAGAUCAAAAACAGAAUUGGCACAUACCAAUCAGUAUGAGCAACGUACUAUUUUGGCAAGGACUGGUACAGGUCAAAGUGGUGCUGCAGGUGAUCCUAAGAAGAGAAAAUCAGAGGAAAAGUUGGCAGGCAACGGAAAGAGGUCGAAGAAAGAUACUUCAAGUAGAUCACCUCCCAAGGCAGAAGUGCCUGAUAUGAAGUUGGGAGAGAGAGACAAGAUCAUAGCAUUGCAGCAGAUCAUCUCACCGUAUGGGAAGACGGAUAGAGCAUCAGUGUUGUAUGAAACCAUCAAGCACAUCGAAUAUCUACAUGAGCAAAUACAGCUAUUGAGUGAACCCUACAUGAAGAAUAGCACAAACGAGGUGCCCUUUCAAUGGGGAGGUAAAGAAGAGGACUUGAGAGGCAGAGGGCUUUGCUUGGUCCCUGUUUCUUGCACCCCGCAAGUUUUCCAGGAUAAUAGCCUGCCGGACUGCUGGACGCCGGUGUACAAGAGCUCCCGGUACCAAUGAUCCCAGCAAUCGCAUGUUUCCUUUAUCACCUCUACUUGUCAUGCUCACGAAUUGGUUGGGGUGUUUACGACUUUACGGGUAGUCGGUUAUUUUGCUUGUGUUCUCCUUGUUUUUACUUUACUAUACUAGUUUUGUUUCGGGUGUAUUGUAUGGUGGCCGAUGUGUAGUCUAGAAUAACAAAGUUGUGGGUCUUAGAUCUUUGACUUUGUACGAAAACGGUGCCGAUGCAGGCUUAGCACUCGCUAAUAGGAGAACAGUAUAACUAUUUCUGUCUUUUGAAGGUUGAACCGCACUGCUUGUACUUGAUAUUUC
Molecule: messenger RNA, 3594 nt
Organism: Triticum dicoccoides
Lineage: Eukaryota; Viridiplantae; Streptophyta; Magnoliopsida; Poales; Poaceae
Exons: 11
Coding region: 1939-3282 (447 amino acids)
Biological process (GO): regulation of transcription by RNA polymerase II
Cellular component (GO): nucleus
Molecular function (GO): DNA-binding transcription factor activity, RNA polymerase II-specific; RNA polymerase II cis-regulatory region sequence-specific DNA binding; protein dimerization activity
Source: RefSeq, a predicted model, not a curated record